Molecule: messenger RNA, 1869 nt
Organism: Symbiodinium sp. CCMP2456
Lineage: Eukaryota; Dinophyceae; Suessiales; Symbiodiniaceae
Source: the annotation of a GenBank genome assembly
AUGCUGAUGGAAGCAUUGCCUGCUGAGAAACCUUCGCGUUCGUCUGGCAAGCCUGUGACCGAGGGUGAAUCAGAGAAAUCUUUUAAUACCGGCGCUUACGUGUACAGCCGCCAAUGUGGCUUGCGCGCCAACACAAGAUGUUUUCCUGCCGCUACAUGCUUGUUGGCCUCUAUUGUUUCAUCACUUUUUCCGGAAGAUCGAUUUAGCACUGUGGCGCUUUUUCGCAACAUCUCCACGCCCCUGCACCGAGAUGACAACAACGAUGGCACGUGUGACAAUCUACUUGUACCUUGCUCAUCCUUUCUUGAUGGUCAGGUCUGGAUUGAAGGCCAAGGAACGGUGCCUUGUCCGCUGGACAGUCGCCUUCACGGCUCUUUGCUUGAAACUUCGGCUGGGCCCACACGCUUUAACGCCAGUCAGCGCCAUGCCACCUGCCCGUGGUCUGGCCUGCGCUUGAUGUUGGUGGGGUUCCAGGUUCGCUGCUUUUCUACUCUGCCGGCUGCGUGUCGUGACACGCUGUGCGAGUUGGGCUUUACGCCUGACGGCCGCGGGGUCACUGUUCCGCCUGCUGUGCCUGCUUGUCCUUGCGCUCCAACCGUGACAUCGAGCCUCGAUGCUUCGGCUUGCAGCCGUGCGACUGCUACCUUAAGUCCCGAACCCGCCUCCCCUAACACCCCUCUGGGAGGGACCAUCCCACAGGCUCCUCAGCCUCCACCGCUUGGCUGCGGCCCUGAGUCAGUCAAUGACCUGUGCGCCAGCGCCGAAGACGUGGAUAUGUUGAUCGAUUCCGCUUUGGCUGAUGCAUUUCCCCAGCGCAGGUCACCCCUCGUCAUCGAGGUCUUUGCUGGAACUGCUUCGCUGAGUUCAGCCUGCUCACGUUCUGGUUUUCGCACCUUGGCCAUCGACCGCGUUGCAAAGCAGUCGAAAUUCCCCAUUCAGACCAUGGACCUCGCCCAGACCGCGGCUGUUGACCUUCUGCUUGACAUCAUCCUGCGGGAGGACAAUGACAUUGCUCUUAUUCACUUCGCGCCGCCGUGCGGCACCGCUUCUGCUGCCCGGGCCAUUGCACUUCCACAGCUUCAGGCACGAGGUUUGUCGGCACCGCAGCCACUGCGAUCUCUGGAACAUCCGCAAGGCCUACCUGGUCUUCAUGGCACCGAUCUUCAACGUGUUGACUCGCCCAACUGCCUUUAUCGUGCCGUUGGUACCAUUGCAACGGCUGCUAUGAAACGUGGCAUCCGCGUUUCCGUUGAAAAUCCUGCCAAUUCUCUGGCUUGGCUCUGUGACGGUAUGUCUGAUCUUCUCUACGUCGAGACGGCUUCCGAGGUUCUCUUCGACCACUGCAUGCAUGGCGGUCUUCGAGAUAAGUGCACGCGCUGGUGGUGCUCUGACUCAGUCUUUGAUUCCCUUGCACUUCGAUGUUCCAAGGACCACCCGCACGCCUCCUGGAAGCCUCGCUACGGCUCUGAUGGCCGUGUUUCUUUCCCCACGCAUGAUGAAGCCGCCUAUCCGGACUUGCUAUGUGAUCGCAUGCUUCCCUGCUUGCUGAUGAGUACCCUGGCCUCUCUGCCUUGCGGCCUCGCCCGGCUACGCAGGUGCUGCUGGACAAGCAGGCACGAUACGCUCGGCCUCUGGUGUCCAACUUCUCUGGCUAUGACACCUGGGCCGUGCCGCUUGGACGACAGGACUGGCCCAGGCUUAUCUGUUCGAUCUACCCCAAGGGGACGCGAGUCACGCGGCGCAAACUGGUGCCAUGGGGUCGUGUGCGGGUUUGCAGCCGCUCUUCCUACCAAGCUUUUGACGGGCGUUCCACUUCAUCCUGGGAUUUCCUUUGCAAGUUUGGUGACGAAGGUGCCGAUGACUGCCUGA